AUGAUGCAAAGGUGGCAGCAACCUCUCCUACUGCUGUGUGCGACCGCAGUGGUAGCCAUGAAUGUCCUGGGAUAUAUGGCUGAGGCAGCAAAAGAGGACACACUGGAGGUAAAGAACUUCACCAACAAGCUUCUGCAAGUCAUUCCUCAUAAUGGCAACAGCUCCUCUGUUGUUAAGCUGAUCAUUGACGGGAACCUGAUCACUCUGAAUGAGGGGGAUCAACAUGCCCUGGCUAGUUAUCCCACCCUGGUAGAACUCAACACGGAUGCUAACCGGGUGAAUGAAGUACCAGCCAAGUUCUUCUCUGUGGUACCACACCUCAAAGUGCUAACUCUGUCCAGGAACAACAUCAGCCGCCUGGAUCCCGAGGCUUUCUUUGGCCUAGAUGUCCUGACAGAGCUGGACCUGUCCCACAACCUGCUGACAAGUCUUCCUGCACAGCUUCUCAGAGGGCUAAACAAUCUACAGGUGCUGAAGCUACAAGAAAACCCCUGGAAUUGUUCCUGCCCACUGCUGAUCGGCAUUGGAGAGGUCAUAGCAGCAAAUGUUAGCAUUGGGGGACCGCGAGUCACCUGUGCUUCUCCAGAGAAUCAGGCUGGAAAUGAUGUUUUAGAGGCAACAGCUGGGUGUUACCCAACACAAUCACCCACCUCCUCUACAGACCCACAAAAACCACCAACACGUGUCAACUCCCAACAGCCUUGGGGUUCGUCCACUAUGCUGAAGACCACACUGUCGUCAAGCAAGAACCACAGCAUAAGCAAAGACCAGACCCCUGUGCUUGGCAACACAUGGAAGUUCACAGCAUGUGUUGCAGCCUUGGGCCUAACUACAUGCAUGCUCAUCGUAUGCGCCAUCAAGGGACCUUCCUGGUACAAGCUUUUCCACAACUACCGUCAUCGGCGGCUAGACCAGGAGGAGGAUGAGGGGGAGGACACUGUGUCAACGGUCUUCUCAGAGAACGGGAGAUACCUCAACCAUCAGACAUUCACUUUCCAGCAAGAGAACUGGCAAACAGAGGAAGAGGAGGAGGAGGAAGAUGGGUAUUUUGAGGAUCCAUACAUUAAGAGGGAAGAGUGACAUGCAGGAGCGGGGAAUUUAGCUGAGCCAUGACGAAACACACUGCAGCUUCAAACACAAGAAGAGGAGG
Messenger RNA from Toxotes jaculatrix (banded archerfish), 1150 nucleotides. RefSeq names its product leucine-rich repeat-containing protein 19-like. Gene Ontology annotation, biological process: positive regulation of non-canonical NF-kappaB signal transduction; interleukin-8 production. The record is from RefSeq and is a predicted model, not a curated record. NCBI's taxonomy places the organism in Eukaryota, Metazoa, Chordata, Actinopteri, Toxotidae. The coding region runs from base 1 to 1080 and encodes 359 amino acids. The transcript is spliced from 6 exons. Gene Ontology annotation, molecular function: signaling receptor activity; protein binding. Gene Ontology annotation, cellular component: plasma membrane.